AUUUUGCAGAGAAGGAGGACAUCAACAGCGAUCUUCAUCUUCUGCACCCAGCAGUAGCAGUAUUUCUUCAGGCCCUCCAAGAGGAUUGUCAGUCACAGAAUUUGCAGAUUUCGUCUCAGAGGUGCUCAGGGCUACGAUCCAGAUUGGGGACAUUGUUGGGGCCUUGCGCAGCAUGCGAGAGCGACUUGAUAUGCCGCAGACAAAACUG
Molecule: messenger RNA, 208 nt
Organism: Amoebophrya sp. A25
Lineage: Eukaryota; Dinophyceae; Syndiniales; Amoebophryaceae
Source: the annotation of a GenBank genome assembly